This is a messenger RNA of Penicillium manginii, 1578 nucleotides long. Its product is annotated as glutamate carboxypeptidase. Bases 1 to 1578 code for a protein of 525 amino acids. The transcript is spliced from 5 exons. The record is from RefSeq and is a predicted model, not a curated record. Gene Ontology annotation, biological process: transmembrane transport. Gene Ontology annotation, molecular function: transmembrane transporter activity. Lineage: Eukaryota; Fungi; Ascomycota; Eurotiomycetes; Eurotiales; Aspergillaceae.
AUGCCAAAGUCACAGCUGCCCGUCCAGCAGCUGGUCAUUCUGUUCGUCUUCACGUCGAUUCUCCCAUAUUUGCCUGAGCUGAUCGAAUAUGUGGGCGUUCCCAAGCCCGAAGUCGCCAAAUGGGCAGGCAUCGCCUCCGCGGUCGCGUCCGUGACUCAGGCGACGAUGGCAGUUCCCUGGGGCACAUUAUCCGACCGUAUAGGACGCAAGCCGGUCAUUAUCAGCGGGCAGAUAUUCACGAUGCUGCUGUCGAUUAUGCUAGGCAUGUCGUCGAGUCUAUCAAUGGUUCUAGUCUCGCGUGCUCUGAUCGGCUUUAUGAACGGAAACGUCGGCAUCAUCCGCACUAUGGUUGCGGAAAUUGUACCACAGCGUGAGCUGCAGCCUCGGGCUUUCAGUAUUAUGCCUAUGGUCUGGACGAUCGGUAGUAUCUUUGGGCCGGCGUUUGGAGGGGCUCUUGCUCGGCCAGCUGAGAAACAUCCGAAUCUCUUUGGGGGAUCGGAGUUUCUCAAGCGAUAUCCUUUUGCGUUGCCGAAUUUGGUUUCCGCUUGCUUCUUUGUCGUUGGUAUCACUACGGGUAUCUUGUUUCUGAAGGAAACGCUAGCUACCAAGAGGGAUCGGUAUGAUCCUGGCUUGGUCUUGGGUCAGACACUUAUUGAGCCGUGCACAUCGCGCAGAAAGCGCGAGUUGGGAUCAUUGAAGCUUGAAAACGAAGACAGAGACGAAGAAGAGACACCCUUACUGUCCGAGGACAGGCCUAUCUCGACAAAGCCGAAGAAGCUGAAGAAGCCAGUGGCUGGUACUAAGUGGUCGCAGAUAUUAACACCCCAGUCAAUCCUCGUGCUCAUAUCUUAUACACUGGUUUCUGGUCUCGGAAUGGCCUUUGACUCGGUCUUCCCCGUCUUUCUGCACUGGCCAGUUCAAGAUCUGAAGAACAAUCCGGACGUCAAGUUACCAUUUAAAUUUACCAGCGGGUUUGGCAUCGAUGCCCAAGUAAUUGGUCUUUUCUAUACGAUCAGCGGCAUCGCAGGAAUGUUCAUUCAAUUCCUCUUCUUCCCACCGAUCGUGCAGCGCUUCGGCGUAUUGAGAUGUUUCAGAGUAUCCGCUCUGUCUAUGCCGAUCAUCUUCUUCCUCACGCCCUUCACAGCUCUGGUCCCUGAACCAUUCCGGAUUCCCAGUGUCCUUCUCAUCCUUUUCGCCAAGCUUGGCUCGAUCAUCUUCUCCAUUCCAUGCUGCACGAUUCUUCUAACGAACUCAGCCUCAAGUGUGACCGUUCUUGGAACUCUCAACGGAGUCGCGACGAGCGUCAGUGCUCUUGGUCGUGCUGCUGGGCCAGCGUUGAUCGGCACCGUAUUUUCCUGGGGCGUCGAGAGGGGAUAUGUGAUUAUCCCCUGGUGGCUUCUCAGUGCUCUUACCCUCACGAGUGUGAUUCCUGCCAUUUGGAUUGUGGAGCAGGAUGGUCCUCAUCGUGAGGUGGAAGAAGAGGAAGAGGAAGAGGAAGAAGAGGAGGUGCAGAGAGAAAAUGGUUCCGUGGGCACUUAUGGUGCUGUGGAUGCGUCCACUGAAGCUAAUCGGAGAUGA